AUGUCACUAUUCGGUUCUUCUCCAACCGAAACUGCACCACUCAACUCCAAGUCGUUGUUUGGUGAUGAACCCGCCCGCCCUGCCACCAAUUCCUCCUUGUUCGCAGACGAUGCUGGCGAAUCGCCAUGGUCUAUGCCCACUCCCAAGAAGUCGGCGCGACAAAACCUAGUCAAGAACUUGCUUCCUGCCACCGAUGUUCCCGACAGCUAUGUGGAUGCCUUUGACACGGUGCUCAAGGCGAAUGACAGAACUGGGGUGGGUAUUGGACUAGCUGGUGUCAAAAGCGUUCUUGAAAGCAGUGGUCUAAGUGAGCAGGAGCAACACAAGAUCUUCAAUUUCAUCAUACCGGGUGGCCAGGAAAGUGCCAAUGGCGUGGGCAGGAGCGAGUUCAAUGUGCUCCUCGCUCUUAUCGGUCUGGGUCAGGAAGGAGAAGACAUCACUCUCGACAGUGUUGAUGACCGCAGGCGAAAGCUUCCGCAGCCUCGCAUUGCAUACAUAGACCGACUGCAGUCCAGCAUCCCACCGCCCAAGGGCCCAUCGCCAGAGCGAACGAAGCCAACUCCUGCAAAGCCAAACAAGACUAGACAAGAUUCAUUUGGUGGCGAUCCAACUGCUGAUCCAUGGGCAAGCCCUUCAAAUAAUAGACUGCCUCCACCUUCUCCAGCUGCAAAUAAAAUGCCCACGAAUGGUAUCCCGGUGGAUGUGGAUAAAACCGCAUCCAACGGUAUUGUCAGAACAACAAGCACUUUCACGACUGAAGGAAACCGGUCAAGUCCCGACAGCAGCUCUCCAGAUAAUACCUCGUCUGGUGCAGCAACUGGCUGGAAUUCCUUCAAUGGCAGUUCAGGUGGCUUCUCAGAGCAACCAACACUUGGUGGAGGAUUUGGAGACCCUGGUGAUGGCCAAGGGCCCAAUCUUCCUAGCCAUGGGUCACAGGGUUCAACCUCUCAAAGCCUCGUCAUCCCGACAGGCACUGGUGAAUCCGUGAUUGUGUCUAUGCUUCCAGAAAAAGAAGGCAUGUUCCUGUUUCAACAUCACAACUAUGAAGUCAAGACCAUCAGAAGAGGAAGCAGUGUUGUGAGACGAUAUAGUGAUUUUGUUUGGCUUUUGGAUUGUCUACAGAAGCGCUAUCCUUUCAGACGAUUACCUCUGCUACCUCCCAAACGAGUGCAGUUGAAUGGGACUCAUCUUGCAGCCGAUGCCGCUAUCUUUCUUGAGAAGAGAAGAAGGGGACUUGUUCGUUUUGCGAACCAACUCGUACAGCAUCCAAUCCUUAGCCAGGAGACUCUGGUGGUCAUGUUCUUGACUGUGCCCACAGAGCUCUCUGUAUGGCGAAAGCAAGCAACAAUUUCUGUCCAAGAGGAAUUCACUGGGAAAGCUCUGCCACCGACACUCGAAGACAGCCUACCAUCCAGCCUACCGGAUCUCUUCGAUCAAGUCCGAGUUGGCGUCAAGCGUUCUGCGGAAAUUUAUAUCAAUCUAUGCGUUCUUUUGGAGCGCCUCAUCAAACGUAAUGAAGGUCUUGCAGCUGACAGUGCCAAGCUCAGUCAGGCUUUGGGUCUCCUCACAGAAAGCAGUCACGACACAUAUGCCAUCGACAACAAUGAUGUACCACUAUUGAAUGAGGGUAUCAUAUCUACGGCGAAACAUGUGUCAACAACCCAAUCUCUACUUGAGGAUGAGGCGAGAGCCUGGGACACUGGUGCUCUCGAGGACAUGAAAUCAAUUCGCGAUAGUCUCGUUUCGAUGAGAGAUAUGUUUGAUCGACGAGACCGGUACGCUCGCGACAACAUUCCCCAGUUGGAAAGGCGCAUCGAGGCUUCCGAGAACAAGUUACAGCAACUGCGACAAAAACCACCAGCACAAAUCAAGCCUGGAGAGUUGGAGAAGGUAGAGAGCAGCAUAAUGUCCGACAAAGAGAGUAUUGUUCAACAACACGCCCGAGGAGUGUUCAUCAAAGAGUGUGUCAGGGAUGAAAUCCUUACCUUCCAAGGAUCAAUUUACGCUAUCAGCCGUUUGCAUCAGGAUUGGAGUCAAGAGCGAGUCAAAUACGCCGAAUUGCAAGCUAGCAACUGGAGGAGUCUAGUUGAUCAGGUCGAGAGUAUGCCUACGGGAGAAUGA
Messenger RNA from Exophiala bonariae, 2121 nucleotides. RefSeq lists its product as uncharacterized. The record is from RefSeq and is a predicted model, not a curated record. NCBI's taxonomy places the organism in Eukaryota, Fungi, Ascomycota, Eurotiomycetes, Chaetothyriales, Herpotrichiellaceae. Gene Ontology annotation, molecular function: phosphatidylinositol-3-phosphate binding. Gene Ontology annotation, cellular component: endosome. Gene Ontology annotation, biological process: retrograde transport, endosome to Golgi; protein targeting to vacuole. The coding region runs from base 1 to 2121 and encodes 706 amino acids. The transcript is spliced from 4 exons.